This is a messenger RNA of Nycticebus coucang (slow loris), 3284 nucleotides long. RefSeq names its product glial cell derived neurotrophic factor (gene GDNF). Gene Ontology annotation, molecular function: receptor tyrosine kinase binding; growth factor activity; glial cell-derived neurotrophic factor receptor binding. The transcript is spliced from 3 exons. Gene Ontology annotation, biological process: positive regulation of branching involved in ureteric bud morphogenesis; negative regulation of neuron apoptotic process; peripheral nervous system development. NCBI's taxonomy places the organism in Eukaryota, Metazoa, Chordata, Mammalia, Primates, Lorisidae. The record is from RefSeq and is a predicted model, not a curated record. The coding region runs from base 273 to 908 and encodes 211 amino acids.
GGGGGCCGGCGGGGGAGCUGUCGCCAGCCCUGGUCUUUCUCCGGGCGGCGGAGGCGGCGGGAGCCCGGGUCGCCGCCUCCAGCGCACUCUCGCUGUCCCGCGCCACCCCAGGAUUGCGAACUCUUGCAGCUGACCUGUUGGGCUGGGCUCGGCGCUCCAGCCAUCGGCCCAAAUGGGUCUCCGGGUUGGGACUUGCGGCACCUGGAGUUAAUGUCCAACUGGGGGUCUGCGGAGACCCGAUCCGAGGUGCCGCCGCCGGACGGGACUCUAAGAUGAAGUUAUGGGAUGUCGUGGCUGUCUGCCUGGUGCUGUUCCACACCGCGUCCUCCUUCCCGCUGCCCGCUGGUAAGAGGCCUCCCGAGGCGCCCGCCGAAGACCGCUCCCUCGGCCGCCGCCGCGCGCCCUUGGCGCUGAGCAGUGACUCAAAUAUGCCAGAGGAUUACCCUGAUCACUUCGAUGAUGUCAUGGAUUUUAUUCAAGCUACCAUUAAAAGACUGAAAAGGUCACCAGAUAAACAAAUGGCCGUGCUUCCUAGAAGAGAGCGGCAUCGGCAGGCUGCAGCUGCCAACCCCGAGAAUUCCAGAGGAAAAGGUCGGAGAGGCCAGAAGGGCAAAAAUCGGGGUUGCGUCUUAACGGCAAUACAUUUAAAUGUCACUGACUUGGGUUUGGGAUAUGAAACCAAGGAGGAACUGAUCUUUAGAUACUGUAGCGGUUCUUGUGAUGCAGCUGAGACAAUGUAUGACAAAAUAUUAAAAAACUUAUCCAGAAAUAGAAGGCUGGUGAAUGACAAAGUCAGGCAGGCAUGUUGCAGACCCAUUGCCUUCGAUGACGACCUGUCAUUUUUAGAUGAUAACCUGGUUUACCAUAUUCUAAGAAAGCAUUCCGCAAAAAGGUGUGGAUGUAUCUGACUCCGGCUCCAGAGACUGCUGUGUAUUGCAUUCCUGCUACAGUGCAAAGAAAGGGACCAAGGUUCCCAGGAAAUGUUUGCCCAGAAUGGAAGAUGAGGACCAAGGAGGCUGAGGAGGAGGAAGGAAAGGAGGAGGAGGAAGGGGAAGGCAGCCGACAUGGGAGCCUGGUAGGAGGAGAUCCAGCUACAGACAACUGGACAGGAGAGAUAAAACGGCCAUCUGGAUUCUCCAGGGUGGCACCGAUGUCACCAGAAGCUCAGGGCUGAUGUUCCUGGUUGGCCAUUGCCAUUGUUUCAGCUGAUACAGUCCACUGUCACCGUCCCGGGCGCAGUUGCGGAUGCACUCAACCAAACCAGCGUUAUCUUCUGUGGUUUGUUUUCACAUGUCUGCGGACACCAGGGAAAUGGGAAUCCUGGUGUCCCUCCUUGUCAUUACGUUUUACUGCUGAAAGGAGGAAAGGUUAUUUUUCUGUCACUCAGUGGAGACAUGCCCAGGAAAGAAGAGGAAAAACAAAUCAAAAAAAGGAAGCAAAGACACAAGAGAUAAUAACCUUUGAAGUUGAAAGCUGAGGCCUGAGGUCUACUACAACCAGAGUUGGAGAUUGAUUUUGAACAUGGUGUGUGGGGUGGGAAGAAAUUGGCUAGGAAUCAAAAAGGCUGUGCUCAUGAUUAAAAACAAACCUGAAGCUAUUUCCUUUAUGUCCUUGGAAACAGGAAACCAGUUAUGGUUUUCAGCAGCAUUCUUGCAGGAGAGAAGCGGGGGAGGCCCCCAGCCGCCUUGGGCAGGGAGCCACCUCAGGCCUGUCAGUUUACAGAGAGACAGACGUUACAUACCCAGCUCCGCUGAUGUGUGGUCACCAGUGACCAGAGAAGCUACUCGAUGCAAUGCAUCUGUUUCAAAUACAGAAAUAUAGAGAAUAUUUAUUGAGAUUUAAGUUAUUGUUAUUUAUUACCAUUCACUAAUGAGUUUCUCUUUUUUUUCUCUUAUUUAUUAAAAUUUCUUUUCAAAGGUGCCAAAGUACAUGUGCUCGCAAAAGGCAAAGAAAGGUGACAAAAGGAAAUUCGAAUUGGGAACAAGGGUCCAUGCUUUACAAAGUAUUAAAAAGUUUUUUGCUAGGCAAAAAUCACUUACUUUACCUUUUUAAGAAAAUCCAUUGAUUUCCCUCAGAUUUCAGCAUUAAAUUUUCCCAAUAAAAAAAAAAAAAAAAAGGAGCAUCCUGGCAGGCUCCCCUUCCUGGUGGCAACAGAGACCAUUGACACUUGGUUUAUUUCUUCGUUGCUCUAUCACUGGACAGAAAUUUCAUAUGCUCCAGUUUCAGUUGUAUUUAAGCUCUUACCCCCUCCACACGUAUCUAUGAUAUGCAUCACCAUAUAUAUAAAAGGCUGAAUUCCUCUUAGUAAGUAGUUUGACCUAAAAGUAAACAAUUCUGUCAGGGAGCCAAGGUUUUGCCAGAUACUGAGGAGACUCUUCAUCCAUCCUGGUCCCCACUGCCUUCCUGGGACAGCUGCCCCCACCCCGUGCAGUCUAGGAGUCCAUGGGGGACCUCCUGACAGGCAGGCUAAGCCCUCUGUCCCCCAGACUGCUCCUGGGAAGAAGGUGGCUGAGAAGGGUGUGGAGGAAGCCACCUCCGCCAGGUAUGUCCACACACACAGCCUCGGGCUCAGAGCUUGCCCGUUUAAAGAGUAAGGAGGGGAGAAAGCGAGGGUGAGAAGGGCAUCUCCUACCUGCUUCAUACCCUGAAUUUGUCUGGCACCUGACACAGCACGAUGCACUAGGUCUUAGAUUAGAGCUUGACCUUUAUGUAUUUCGUAAAAGGAAUUUCCGUCAGGGAAGUAAUCUAUCACCACCCGAGCGGUGCUUAGCCACAAAAGAAUGACAAUUUAAUAAUUGACCCACUGGCCUUUCUCAAAUAAUCACGUUAAUUUUACAAAGUAACCAAGCAGCAGCAGAUAUCCCCUCCACCUGCCCCGGAAGACCCAUGUUCUGCCCCCUCCCACCAUCUCCUGGGGCCUCGUUUAUAAUCAGUCUGGUCAAAACAGUGACAAACCUAGCCCCUCGCCCAGCUUCCCAUGGAGAGUCCCUGCCCAAAGAGACCAUAGGAUCCAAUGGGUGUUGACAACUCGGUCCCAGCAUCACCCACACACCAUAAAGCAGGUUUUAAAGGAAGCAAAUUGCUUCACUAAAUCCACAAAAGGGUAAAGUUUGUGAUUUUUCUUUAUCAUUGCAAUUACCAUCUGAUACAGUAAGGAGUGCACUUCUUUGGAAGUUCUGAUUUCUCUGAUCUGUCUUGGUCGUUUGUGUUAUACAACCAAAGUUCUCUACAGACUUUAUUUUUGUACAAUAUCAUUUUGUAACUUUUUACAAAUAAAAACUCAU